AUGGGGUCAUCCGUCCAUUGGGAGCCAUCAGUUCCCAAAUCCAGGUCCAUAUGGGGUCAUCCGUCCAUUGGGAGCCAUCAGUUCCCAUAUCUGGGUCCAUAUGGGGUCAUCCGUACAUUGGGAUCCAUCAGUUCCCGUUACCGUGGCUAUAUGAGGACAUGGAGCCAUUGGGAUCCCGUUUUUUGGGACCGUUUGGGGUCAUCCGUCCAUUGGGAGCCAUCAGUUCCCAAAUCCAGGUCCAUAUGGGGUCAUCCGUCCAUUGGGAGCCAUCAGUUCCCAUAUCUGGGUCCAUAUGGGGUCAUCCGUACAUUGGGAUCCAUCAGUUCCCGUUACCGUGGCUAUAUGAGGACAUGGAGCCAUUGGGAUCCUGUUUUUUGGGACCGUUUGGGGUCAUCCGUCCAUUGGGAGCCAUCGGUUCCCGUUGAUAUGGGGUCAUCCACUCAUUGGGAUCCAUCGGUUCCCAUAUCCAGGUCCAUAUGGGGUCAUCCGUCCAAUGGGAUCCAUCAGUUCCCGUUACCGUGGCUAUAUGAGGCCAUGGAGCCAUUGGCAUCCCGUUUUUUGGGACCGUUUGGGGUCAUCCGUCCAUUGGGACCAUCGGUUCCCGUUUAUAUGGGGUCAUCCAUUCAUUGGGAUCCAUCGGUUCCCGUUGAUAUGGGGUCAUCCACUUAUUGGGAUCCAUUGGUUCCCAUUUCCGGGUCCAUAUGGGGUCAUCCAUCCAUUGGGAUACAUCAGUUCCCAUAUCUGGGUCCAUAUGGGGUCAUCCGUCCAUUGGGAGCCAUCAGUUCCCAAAUCCAGGUCCAUAUGGGGUCAUCCAUCCAUUGGGAUCCAUCAGUUCCCAAAUCCAGGUCCAUAUGGGGUCAUCUGUCCAUUGGGAUCCGUCCGUUCCCAUAUCUGGGUCCAUAUGGGGUCAUCCACUCAUUGGGAUCCAUCAGUUCCCGUUACCGUGGCUAUAUGAGGACAUUGAGCCAUUGGGAUCGCGUUUUUUGGGACCAUUUGGGGUCAUCCGUCCAUUGGGAUCCAUCAGUUCCCGUUGAUAUGGGGUCAUCCACUCAUUGGGAUCCAUCGGUUCCCAUAUCCAGGUCCAUAUGGGGUCAUCCAUCCAUUGGGAGCCAUCAGUUCCCAAAUCCAGGUCCGUAUGGGGUCACCCGUCCAUUGGGAGCCAUCAGUUCCCAAAUCCAGGUCCAUAUGGGGUCAUCCGUCCAUUGGGAGCCAUCAGUUCCCAAAUCCAGGUCCAUAUGGGGUCAUCCAUCCAAUGGGAUCCAUCGGUUCCCGUUACCGUGGCUAUAUGAGGACAUGGAGCCAUUGGGAUCCUGUUUUUUGGGACCAUUUGGGGUCAUCUGUCCAUUGGGAGCCAUCGGUUCCCGUUGAUAUGGGGUCAUCCAUUCACUGGGAUCCAUCAGUUCCCAAAUCCAGGGCCAUAUGGGGUCAUCCAUCCAACGGGAUCCAUCAGUUCCCGUUACCGUGGCUAUAUGAGGACAUGGAGCCAUUAGGAUCCCGUUUUUGGGACCAUAUGGGGUCAUCCGUCCAUUGGGAGCCAUCGGUUCCCGUUUAUAUGGGGUCAUCCGUCCAUUGGGAUCCAUCGGUUCCCGUUGAUAUGGGGUCAUCCACUCAUUGGGAUCCAUCGGUUCCCAUAUCCAGGUCCAUAUGGGGUCAUCCGUACAUUGGGAGCCAUCAGUUCCCAAAUCCAGGUCCAUAUGGGGUCAUCCGUACAUUGGGAGCCAUCAGUUCCCAAAUCCAGGUCCAUAUGGGGUCAUCCAUCCAAUGGGAUCCAUCGGUUCCCGUUACUGUGGCUAUAUGAGGACAUUGAGCCAUUGGGAUCGCGUUUUUUGGGACCG
This is a messenger RNA of Gallus gallus (chicken), 1835 nucleotides long. RefSeq lists its product as uncharacterized. Bases 1 to 1368 code for a protein of 455 amino acids. The transcript has 2 exons. Lineage: Eukaryota; Metazoa; Chordata; Aves; Galliformes; Phasianidae. The record is from RefSeq and is a predicted model, not a curated record.